Molecule: messenger RNA, 1575 nt
Organism: Ascochyta rabiei
Lineage: Eukaryota; Fungi; Ascomycota; Dothideomycetes; Pleosporales; Didymellaceae
Exons: 4
Coding region: 1-1575 (524 amino acids)
Biological process (GO): transmembrane transport
Cellular component (GO): membrane
Molecular function (GO): transmembrane transporter activity
Source: RefSeq, a predicted model, not a curated record
AUGGCAUCCCUUCACCGCAAUGACGAUGAGCUGCAGCUUCAAGCCCUCGGCCACAAGGGCGAGCUCCAGCGCAACUUCUCUCUCUUAUCCAUGUUGGGGCUUGCCUUUGCCAUUUUAAAUUCCUGGACCGCUUUGUCCUCUUCACUCUCGCUUGCUCUUCCUAGCGGCGGUUCCACUUCCGUCAUCUGGGGAUUGUUGACCGCUGGCAUCUGCAACUUGGCCCUUGCCGUGUCACUUGCCGAGUUCCUCUCAGCCUACCCUACCGCUGGUGGGCAAUACCACUGGGUCGCUGUCAUUACGCCCAGGAAGUGGGUGCCGUUGGCUUCGUGGAUCACCGGCUGGAUCAACGUCUCGGGAUGGAUAGCUUUGACCACUUCAGGGGGCCUCUUGGCUUCUCAGCUCAUCGCUGGUCUCAUCUCACUAUUCCACCCUGACUUCACCAUCAAGCCCUGGCAACAAUACCUGAUCUACGUGGCUUGGACCCUUAUUGCCUUCCUCGUCAACGCCUUCCUGAACAGACUGCUCCCCUACGUCAAUCGCGGUGCUUUCAUCUGGUCUAUCGGCGGGUUCGCCAUCAUCUGCAUCACAGUCCUGGCCUGCUCCUCGCCAAACUACGCUUCUGCUGACUUUGUCUUCGCCGAGUUCGUCAACGAGACUGGUUGGCCCGAUGGCAUUGCUUGGCUUCUGGGGUUGCUGCAGGGUGGCUUUGGUAUCACCGGAUAUGAUGCAGUCGCACACAUGAUUGAGGAGAUCCCCAACGCUAGUGUCGAGGGCCCCAAGAUCAUGAUAUACUGCGUUUGCAUCGGGACCGUUACUGGCUUCAUCUUCCUGAUGAUCCUGCUCUUCGUCUCGGGCGGUGAUGCCAAUGCCAUCAUCGAGUCGACAUCCGGACCUCUCGUACACAUCAUCUACACAGCGACAAGCAACCGAGCUGGCGCUGUCUGCCUGCUAAUGUUCCCCCUGAUUUGCAUCCUCUUCGCGGAGAUUGCCAUCAUGACGACUUCGUCAAGGAUGUCAUACGCAUUCGCCAGAGAUGGCGGGCUGCCUGCUUCCAAGAUGUUUGCAAAGGUGGACAAACGGCUUGACGUGCCACUCAAUGCUCUGAUUCUCGCCGCUGGUCUCACACUCUUGUUCGGCCUGAUCAUGAUCGGUUCCAGCAGUGCCUUCAACGCUUUGAUCGCCGCCUCCGUUGUCGCUCUUGGUGUCAGCUAUGCCAUUCCUGUCGCCAUCAACGUCUGCCGCGGAAGGAAGAUGCUGCCUCCUCGCGCCUUUACGCUGCCGAAUUGGCUGGGCUGGAUUGCGAACCUAGUCGGCCUGGCAUACGCGAUUGUUACCACCGUCCUCUUCGUCUUUCCUCCAGAGCUUCCUGUCACUGGCAGCAACAUGAACUACUGUGUUGUGGCAUUUGGCAUCAUCCUCUUGGUAAGCACCAUCCAGUGGUUUGUCGAUGGACGCAAAAACUUCACUGGGCCUAGAGCCGACAUGAGUCUCGAAGUGCUUGAAGCCAUGAAAACGAAUGAGCCGGCUGGACCGGCAUAUGCAGACCCCAAGCUGGAUGCCGAAUUGGUAAAGUAA